Molecule: messenger RNA, 2278 nt
Organism: Candoia aspera
Lineage: Eukaryota; Metazoa; Chordata; Lepidosauria; Squamata; Candoiidae
Gene: LBHD2
Product: LBH domain containing 2
Exons: 5
Coding region: 294-677 (127 amino acids)
Source: RefSeq, a predicted model, not a curated record
CAGGAGCGGUGAUGCCAGUGGCAACCCCUGCCUGACGCGCGGUGCCGCUGCUGCUCAGGCUCCCUUUGCGAGCGGCGCGGCUCCGUGCCUGGGCACCCGAGCGCCCCGUGCCUGCCUGGGUCGCCCCUCGAGUCCGUAGCCAGCGCGCCCAGACUCAGCGGACAGGGAAGAAGCGCCGCCGCGGCUUGCGGAGCCAGCAGAUGCACUGCGUGUUUGACGCAAUUGGCACAACACUUCCUCCCCAGAGCGAACAUUGGCAGCAAGCAUAGAUUUUUCAGGAGACAAAUCCAUUCAUGUCCUUAGAAGCCUCUUCUGAUCUUUGCAGCAUGACAGAGGUGAUGAAUACACGUGAACCUGUGAUGGAGGAAUUUACCUUGAGCCAACCUGAGGAAGAAGGAGGCACUUCCACUCAGGCUUUUCCGGAUGCCCAUGAAAAAUAUCCAAAACUAUCAAAAAGAUUACCAUCCAUUGUGGUAGAGCCAUCUGAGAUGGGGGAUGUUGAAAGUGGAGAGCUUCGUUGGCCACCAGAUGAUCUGAAAUCAAUAGAAGACAAGAAGGCUCUUGCUGCUCAGAGGGCCUGUGCUCAGCAGCACCAGAUGGAUCUUGGAAGUGCUUCACCACAUCAAGAUAUGGGAGAUAGUACAAAAUCCAGUGAAAGCACAACUGAGGAUGACUAAGGAACUUCAUUCAACAAAUUGAAGCUUUGGUGGGACCUCAGUUGGAAAGCUGGCACAUUCCGAAGGCUUGUCAACAUGCUCUAUUUUAAAACCGUAGAAGGUUUUAAUUUUAGUUCUAUUAUUAGGUUAGUACAUGGCAAGAAAUUUAGGGGCUGUAGAACUGCUUCUUUUCAGGCUGGGAUUCAUAUCAUUUCAAUUUCCUUUCAGGAAAAAUGGAGCACAUUAGGUAGUUCUUCCUGGUUCCUUUUAUGAAUGCCACAGAGGAAAAAUAUAAACAAAAUCACACAUACUAAACAAAAACAAAAUUAAUUGCAAUUAGCACUUGUAAGUGAAAUUGCCUCUUAAAUAUAAAAAAGCUAUGUGGUAUUGGUACCAAGACACAGGGUUUGUUUGCUAUAGAAUAUAUUAAAUCAAUUAAACCUCUUUUGUUUUAGCCAUUUAAAACUAGCACUGUGAUAUUAUGGAUAAUAGAUGUAAUAUAAUGUUACCUUCUAACUUUGUACCUUUUUUGUAUAGAAAUGCAAGUUUAACUUUUGAAUCUGGACUAAUGGAGAAUUUAGGACUGCCUUUUAGUGGUGCACAGCAGAGACCUUUACUUAUCCCUUUGCCAUAUCUCUUUUUCUGUGCAAAUUCAAGUGAACCAGCCUUUUAUUAAAUCAAUGCAUUUGAAAGAAAAUGAGUUAACAUUUAAGGAAUUCUUUACUGAUGUACAUUUUGGAUGGAAAUAGCUAUUCAUUAUUGUUUGUGAACUGAGUCAGAUUUGUGUAACUUCAGCAGCCUUUGCUAUCCUUUGUGCAAAUAAUUUGUGACCCAAAUGCUACCCUGGUUUAACUGGGCCUGUUUCAAAAAGGGAAAAAGAGACCACUGCUUAUGUUGUUGCUGUUUUAGGACAUUUCCUAUGUAUUUGUAUAUAGACCCUGCUAAAUGUUUACAUAUAGUUUUGGAUCAAAGACUAGACAGAAAUUGGCCAGGACAGAGAUAAGAUGCAUCUUUUGUGUAAUUAAUGAUGCCAUUCAGGCCACUUGCUUUAUUUGGACCAUUUAAUCUAUUGCAGGCUUUUGCUCUGGGAGGGAUCUCUAGGCUCAGGCUGAUACAGCAGUUAUUCCCUGCCCCUACAGUGAUUUCCAAUGCUUAAACUUCAAUGCUGUCACCAAAAUACAGUCUCCAGAACUGGGUAGAAGUCAUGACUGUUAAACUGGUGUGAUAAAGCCAAGAGAUAUUUAUAUGGUAUUUAUUUUGAGAUAGACUCUACUUGGACUUGAUUCUUGUAUUUUAAUGCCUUAGGAUGAGUUUCCUUCACUAUUUUAGCACAAAGAAUGUUUUCUUUCUAUAAGUAAUUCUAUUGAAAUAACACUCUCCAGUGUCUCUAUUAGACACUAAGGUACAUUUUAUGUGUAUAUGAUAGUAACCAUACGUUGAACUCAGCCUAUAAAAACAAUAUUGGGAUGGGUAGGGGUGAUAAAUUUUCAUUCAUGGCAUAUAUAAAUAAUCAUUAUUAUUAGGACCAUUAACCUUAACUUAGCACACUAGCUAAGGUGAUUUGUAGAAGUAUUCAAUUUUGAGAAAUGUAUUUUCUUAAUAUGGGGCCCAUGCUUUAUUUA